Molecule: messenger RNA, 2355 nt
Organism: Eimeria necatrix
Lineage: Eukaryota; Apicomplexa; Conoidasida; Eucoccidiorida; Eimeriidae
Biological process (GO): proteolysis
Molecular function (GO): nucleic acid binding; aspartic-type endopeptidase activity; RNA-DNA hybrid ribonuclease activity
Source: RefSeq, a predicted model, not a curated record
AUGAUGUGUGAAGUAGUGACAGGCCCUAAUGCCAUUCCAGUCUCCCUUGAGUGGGGGAACCAACUCCUCCGCACUGCGGGAAGAGCUCAUACGAGCGAUGGGCACGCGGAAGGGACACAGCCGCUUUCGGAAACGCGGCGGGAGUCUGGGUCAGCGUCGAUCCUCAAUGAAGAGACUCCGGACGCGACGACGAAUAGCAGUAGGAAGUCUGCAGAGGCAACAGAAGACGGCUAUAGGUCAGACGCGACAGAUAUUGUGCCACACUGGUGGAGGGAGACUUGCACGAAAGAGUCUCACGACCAAGGGGGAGCGUUGUGUUGUGCGGGUGCGACGGCGGUACUUCGCGUUGAGCUCGCAGGGAUUCCUUGUGAGGCUCUCUUGGACACUGGGGCUUCGAGAAGUUUGAUUGGUCCUAAAACAGUCGAACGACUGCAGCUGAAAGUGCGGAGACUUCCAAAAGAACAUAGGUCCACCAUAGCUACAGGUGCACAACUACGCAUUGAUUGGGUUGUGACGGGAUUGACGCUGUGGUGCGGACAUACACGUUUUUCCGGGGACGUUUUAGUGGGAACCGUUCCCUAUGACUUAGUCUUGGGUUUGGAUUGGCUGACGGAACACAAGGUGGCCGGGUAUUUCCAGUCUGACAAACUCCGAACCUAUGCGAAUGGCCAGUGGUGCGAGUUACCGGUCGUUCGGACUGGUGAAGCGACGCUGCGACGUGAUAGUCCCACCGUAGUCCACCCAAGGACCCCAGCAGAACAAGCAUAUGAGAUAUUGGCCAAACAAGUGGCGGGUAUGUCAGCUGAGGAGGCAGCUAUAUUCCUACACACGCCUCGAAGUAGGUAUAAGUCCCACGCGAAGACUAAGGCGAAGGCGCGGAUAACGUCGCUCGUUCGUCAGGCGGCGGCUGACACAAAGGAUCUCAGGACUCCAUUGCACGGUUUGCAUCUCAUACUGGCUUUGCCAGAAGCCGGUUCGGCCUCAACCGCCUCGGUGGCAGCGGAGAGUGACGAGGAGUCUCCCUGGCCUAUGGCAAAACUCGAGCACACUCUGUUCGACGAAAUAACUUCGCCAGAGGCGCAGGAUAUUCCAUGUGAGGUCGCCCAGGUGUUGCACGAGUAUCGAGCGGUUUUUCCCGAUACCUUACCUAAAGGAUUACCGCCGAAGCGUCUUCAUGAUCACCAUAUUAUCCUUGUGCCUGGAAAACUUCCAGCGAGAUCUGCAAUAUACCGUAUGACCCCAGGUCAGCUUACACUCCACAAACAGGAGAUACCUAAAUUAUCGGACAAUGGUUGGAUCGGACCGACCUACUCGCCUAUUUGCUCUCCUACGAUCAUGGUGGACAAACGUGAUGAUGGCUCCGGGGAGCGGAAGAUGCGUAUGGUUGUCAAUUACCAGGCUCUAAAUCCCCUUACGAUAGCCCCUGAUUUUCCACUACCUCCCAUUCAAACCGUUUUGGAGCUGCUGGGAGGCGCCAAGUAUUUUUCCACCUUGGAUCUUGAAACAGGAUUCCAUCAAAUACGUAUGGCUAAGGAGGACCGGUGGAAGACGGCUUUCCGGUCCGUUCUCGGAUUAUUCGAGUACCGCAUGAUGCCCUUCGGCCUUAAGGGUGCUCCCGCUACGUUCCAGGCCAAUAUUAUUGCCUAUCUACAACCUUUAUUGGGACAGGGCGUUAUUGCGUACCUAGAUGAUGUACUUAUCUAUAGUUCCGAUAUCUCUGGGCACGUUUCUCUCCUGCGACAAGUCCUCAGCGUUUUUCUUAGACACCAGUUCUACCCAAAAUUCCGCAAAUGCAAGUUUGCAAGGCAAACAAUCACAUAUUUGGGUUAUACUAUCACUGCUGAAGGCAUCAAACCUGCAGAAGAUAAAAUCGCAGCCGUCCGGCAUUGGCCAGAGGUGCUGGAGAACAAAACGCAAGUGCGCCAGUUCCUCGGUACCAUAAAUUACUGUCGCAUGUUCAUGGGACCGGACUAUGCAGACGUUGCCCAGCCGCUGGUUGAUCUUACGCGUAAGGACGUCAGUUUCGAAUGGACAGAGCUUCACACGCAAGCGGUGCGGCAGCUCAAACAGCGCUUAAUCGACGUCACUACAUUACAAGUCCCUGACACGACGAAACCCUUCGAGUUAUACACAGAUGCCUCUGGCUAUGCGAUCGGAGCAGUUCUCGAACAAGACGGCAAACCCAUCGGCUUCCUCAGCCAAGUCAUGAACCCCACGCAAGAGAGAUACUCGACCUACAGUCAGGAACUCUUGGCGUUGGUCAUGGCACUGGACAAGUGGUCGCAGUUGCUCCGUAUUUCCAAGGUAACGGCUUACACUGAUCAUCAAGCUCUCACUGAUCUCCAACGAGUCUAA